Molecule: messenger RNA, 4212 nt
Organism: Triplophysa rosa
Lineage: Eukaryota; Metazoa; Chordata; Actinopteri; Cypriniformes; Nemacheilidae
Gene: noc3l
Product: NOC3-like DNA replication regulator
Exons: 21
Coding region: 114-2534 (806 amino acids)
Biological process (GO): DNA replication initiation
Cellular component (GO): nucleolus
Molecular function (GO): chromatin binding
Source: RefSeq, a predicted model, not a curated record
GCUCCACGUGCAUCACGUGUAGUAGGAAUUUACUCGUCUUUACACUUUUCUUUUAAACCUAACCUCGCUGGAUUUAAAAUCUUUGUGGAUAUUUCAGUCGGAUAUCUGUCACUAUGGCUCCGGCUACCAAAAGAAACAAAAAGAGGAAGCCGAGCUUCCGCAAGCUGCUGAAGACCAGCAACCUGAAGCUGGAGAACAAACUGAAGAACCGUCAGUUUAAACAGCAGAGCACGGCCAAGAAACAUCGCAAAGAACAGAGAAAACUCCGGCAGGCCAUCACGACUGUUUCCCAUCAGACCGUCAAACCUCUGGAGCGAUAUAAGAAGACACCAGAGGAAGAAGAAGAUGAGGAGGAAGAGUUCCUGGAGUCUCUGCCUGUGGACAUGAUGGAGGAUGAAGAUCUGGAACAGAUGAAAGCCAUGGCACAGAAAGCGUCCUUCCUCACGCGAGACCUCUCCUCCAGCGCUCCGGUACACUCCAAGAAGCGUCGAUCGGAGCGGCCGGUGGUGAAGUAUGAGAAGAUGCCCAGAAAGAUGCAGCAGCAGGAGGAGAAAGAGCUCAUUCAUCUUCUGCCCAUCAAAGACAAGAGCGGCCUCAUCCCUCAGUCCAUAGAGAAACCAGCUGCGCAGACGACGGAAGAAGAGCCGGAGGCUGGGGAACCGGAAGAGAUGCAGGAAGAGGAGCCCGACGUCGGCCCCGCGUUAAGCCCUCGUGAACAACUGGACCUGCGUCUGCAGAAACUGACGGAGAAGAAACUGCGGAUCGCAGGUUUGGGCUCAGCGGUGCUGGCAGAUCCUCACGUCAACAUCAAGAAGCUGAAGGAGUUGAGGGGCAUGCUGAUGGAGACGGACCCCUGCAUCGCCGUCACUGUCAGGAAGUUUGUCACGGUUUCCCUCAUGGAAAUAUUUAAAGACAUCGUUCCGUCGUAUCGCAUCCGACCCCUGACCGACACCGAGAAGAACACAAAGGUGAAGAAAGAGACGCAGCAGCUGCGGGAGUUUGAGGAAGGUCUCGUGAGUCAGUUUAAGUUUUAUCUGGAGGAUCUGGAGCAGGUUGUGAAAGACUGGAAGCAGAAGAAACUGAAGAGCAGUCGUGCCGUGUCUCUGGACAGUUAUAAAGGUCUGGCUGCGGUGGCCAUCCGGUGCAUCUGUGAACUUCUGGUCGCUCUGCCUCACUUCAACUUCCACAACAACAUCAUAGUCAUGGUGGUUCCUCUGAUGAACGACGCCGACAGGAAGGUGUCAGAGAUGUGUUGUGAGGCGGUCAAGGCGAUGUUGAAGCAGGAUAAAAUGGGUCAGGCAUCGCUGGCAGCUGUGAAGGUCAUCUCUGGUGUGGUCAAGAGCAGAAACUAUAACGUCAAACCGGAGAUCUUGAAGGUCCUUCUGUCUCUGAGGAUUAAAGAGGUGGACAUGAAGAAAGAUGCUAAAGAUAUAGCUCCCAAAAAGACAUUCAUGACUUUGAAAGAGAAGAAGAAGAAUCUGUCCAGAAUGAAACGCAAGUGGAAGAAAGCCGAGGAGAAGCUGGAGAAAGAACUUCUGGAAGUGGAAGCGUCAGAGAGUCAAGGCCUCAAGAUUAAACUGCACACAGAGACGCUGAACAUCGUGUUUCUCAUCUACUUCAGAAUACUGAAGAAAGCUCAGAAGUCUGUUUUACUGCCCGCCGUUUUAGAGGGUCUGGCAAAGUUUGCUCAUGUCAUAAACCUGGAGUUCUUCGAUGAUUUGUUGGCGGUUCUUCACUCUCUCAUCGUGACGGGUGAUCUGACAUAUCGAGAGAGUCUUCACUGCAUCCUCACAUCCUUCCACAUUCUCUCGGGACAAGGUGACGUCCUCAACAUCGACCCGCUGAAAUUCUACAGCCACUUGUACAAAACCCUGCUGACGCUGCACGCCGGGGGAGCGAACGAGGACAUGGCCAUCGUGCUGCAGUGUUUGGACGUGAUGCUGACCAAGCGCAGGAAGCAGGUGACCCUACAGAGGGCGCAGGCCUUUGUCAAGAGACUGAGCACGCUGACGCUGCACGUGCUGCACGACUCCGCUGUGGGCAUCCUGGCAGCAAACAGGACACUGCUGCACACUUUCCCCAAGUGUGAUAUACUGCUGGAUAAUGAGAUGCAGGGCAGCGGUGUGUAUCUUCCAGAGCUGGACGAGCCCGAGUAUUGUAACCCACAAAACACAUCGCUGUGGGAACUUCACCUGCAGAAGAGACACUAUCACCCAAUGGUGAGGAGGUACGCCGCUCAUCUGAUGGCAGGAGCGCCCAGUGAAGGUUCUGGAGCUCUCAGCGUUGACCUCAGCAGAAGAACACCGGUGCAGCUCUUUGAAGACUACAGUGUUAAAAACAUGACGUUUAAGCCUUCUGUCCCAGCACAGCCCUCCAAGAAAAAGAUUGAACGCUUCACCAUCGGACAAGCGUUUUUGGAUUCUGAGCUGCAGCAACAGAUCAACGCUGCUCUUCAAACGCAUGGAGAUGACACAAGAUUAGAUUUUAACCCUCAAUGUUCACCGGCGACCUCUAUGAUUGUAAAUAAGGCCUGAAGAUGAGAUAAACCAUUUGUUAUCCGUUUGUGUGAAUGCUUCAAGAAAAACGUGAACUUUCUGUACAAAAUAUAUUUACUGUUAUAAUUUUGGUGCCGUCUUAUUGUUCUACAUGUAUAUUUAUAAUGAGUAUAUCAAUUUCUUGCAUCAUUGAAAUCCAGUUUCACAGAAAACAGACUUUAACGCUAUUUAUUGAUAAGCAUUUGGUUCAAGUAAACAGUACUUCAGUAUCGACGUCACAAUAUUGACAAAACGCUCCUGUAAGAUUUUACAAGUACUAAAACCAAUACAUUACAACGUUCAACAUGCUUUUGUAUUUUUACACUUUCAACAACAGCAUCGGCAAAAGAUUGUUUGAAAAGAUGCAAAAGUGACUACAUAAAUAUUCAAAAGACAACGCUGUCGUGGCCCACAGUAAAAUAGACUUGAUAAGAGCUUUGUCAAAAUAUUUAAUAUCUCAAGGAAGCUCUGAAAACACAGUUACAAAAAUACAUUAUACAUUCAUACAGUAUGAACAGACGAAGGGAACAUUCAUGCCCCUAAAAAUAAAUAAAUGCAGGUUUCAUUGUUAACGUACCGCUCAUAUGUACACCGCAAACACAGCCGACCUUGGCUAUAAAUACAUUAUAAAACCCAUUUCACCUUAAGAAAGUUUCAACAAAUGCUUAGGCAGUGAACUGUUAAACGUCUGGGAAUAUAUUAUGGUAUUUAAUUUUUAAUAAGGAGGACCAUUAAUAAUGGAUUUUUAUCUUUUACAUUGGAUGUAAAUCUCAUUUAAAACAAUCACUCGUACUCAUGACGAAAGAGUACAAACUAGAAAUGUUGGGUUCUUCUCAAAAUAUAAUUGCACUGCAACUUACGAAAGGUGAAAUAUAGUUUUGCUUAAAUUUAAAUACCAGAACUGCAUUUUAAUAAAUCUUGCGUUCAGUUUUGUGCAAAACAGAAGUUGAAAACGUUAAAAUUUGUAAAGGAUUUAAAAACCAUUUAAAAUGGUCACAAAUAAGGUGUAACUUCAGCUUCUCAAUCGGAAAAUCUUCCGUUUAACAUUCAAAUAAAUGUGCCAUGAGCAAAUGAUGUGUAGAGCUGCAUCUUCCAGAAAUACUGUGCGUAUUCGCUCCAAACUACACAAACACGACACGUCUUCAAUAGAAAUCUCCAUGAAGCCCGUCAGAGGAAUAAAGUAACACUGACCCAGAUUUAAAAGCAUUUCAGUAAUCCCAGUACUGAAGGUGAAACAGCCAAACACACAGACCAUAUAAAACCAAGACGAUGUGUAAAACCACAAAACAACAUCAUGCACAUAAAUGCAUUCAUCACAGUAAAAUCAGGACCAGAAGAAUACGAGAAACUUCAAACUCCUGCCUUCAUCUCACGGCCAUCAGAACGAGGUCAUCCGAAGAACCUCCAGCCCAGCGGCCUGAAGUCUUUUCUCCGCUCCAGACUCUUUCCAUCCCUGCGGUUGACCGAUCACACGCUCUUAACGCACACUCAGCAGUGUGCUACUGUGUGAUGAGCACUACCAAGUGUGAACCCUAGAGAGGGUGCUGCUGUGGUUCUGGAUUCAUUUGUGAAGCUUCCAGUUCCACAGCAGAGAGAUGAACCAGGAGGAGGACACUGGAGCUCCAUCACCACACUGACAACCUGAACCUCCCUCCACCAUCCCGACAUUCAGUCCCAC